CACUACUAAAAAAGAACAAGAUAGAAGAAAAGAGGGAAGAACAGUAACAGUUGUUCUGUAUAUUUCGCUAAACCUACCACUUCAAUCAGGUGGAAUCAUCUUCUAUCUUCUUCGCGAUUCAGUUGUUGUAGACGGUAACGAUGACAUCCUUGGGUACAUCGAAAGGUGUUUUGGAGAUUGCGAAGUUCGCGGUGUACGUUACGGUUCCGAUCGGGCUUAUGUAUUUCUUCGCCAAUAACACUAAGAAUCUUACCAAAUUCAUGGGUGCUCGUCAAUAUGUCGUGUACCCUCCGGAGGGACCAAGGCCACAAUCACCAGAGGAACUAAGAGAAAUGGCUCGGGAGAUAGCUCGCAAGCGAGGCACACAAUCAUGAGCCGUAAAGUUGUAAGCUUUUAGACAAUACCGUUUGCCUAAUAUCGCUAUUCCAUCAUGAACAUGUGCUCUAGUUCAUGUUAUCUGCUGUCAAAUUUCAAUAAAACGUGCAUCGGUUACUUUCAUGUAAUUCUGUUAUCUGAAAUCAUGUGGUUGUAAUCGACAAUUAUGGCAUUAACAUUUACAUAUCUAUGGUUAGUCAAGGUCAAAUGAUUAUGUGGUCCAGUUGCUGGCACAUAAGAUAAGAUGGGUGUGGAAACACGAAAUCCACACAAUUGUAUAUGAAUAUUGUGUGAAAAUGAAAGUAUUUAUUGUAGAUUUGAUGGA
Helianthus annuus (common sunflower) is the source of this 700-nucleotide messenger RNA. RefSeq lists its product as uncharacterized. Gene Ontology annotation, biological process: mitochondrial respiratory chain complex IV assembly. Bases 141 to 374 code for a protein of 77 amino acids. Lineage: Eukaryota; Viridiplantae; Streptophyta; Magnoliopsida; Asterales; Asteraceae. The record is from RefSeq and is a predicted model, not a curated record. The transcript has 3 exons. Gene Ontology annotation, cellular component: mitochondrion.